Diceros bicornis minor is the source of this 1743-nucleotide messenger RNA. It is a transcript of the gene OLFM3, whose product is annotated as olfactomedin 3. The transcript has 7 exons. NCBI's taxonomy places the organism in Eukaryota, Metazoa, Chordata, Mammalia, Perissodactyla, Rhinocerotidae. The record is from RefSeq and is a predicted model, not a curated record. Gene Ontology annotation, biological process: signal transduction. The coding region runs from base 1 to 1440 and encodes 479 amino acids.
AUGAGUCCUCCACUGCUGAAGCUUGGCGCUGUGCUUAGUACCAUGGCAAUGAUCUCAAACUGGAUGUCCCAAACUCUCCCAUCCUUGGUAGGACUGAACACAACGAGGCUGUCGACGCCAGAGACUUUAAUACUAAAACAAAAUCCCAAAGAAGGGUGGCAAGUGUACAGCUCAGCUCAGGACCCUGAUGGACGAUGCAUUUGCACAGUGGUUGCUCCAGAACAAAACCUGUGUUCCCGGGAUGCCAAAAGCAGGCAGCUUCGCCAACUGCUGGAAAAGGUUCAGAACAUGUCCCAGUCUAUUGAAGUCUUAAACUUGAGAACUCAGAGAGAUUUCCAAUAUGUUCUAAAAAUGGAAACCCAAAUGAAAGGGCUGAAGGCCAAGUUUCGGCAGAUUGAAGAUGAUCGGAAGACACUAAUGACCAAGCAUUUUCAAGAGUUAAAAGAGAAGAUGGACGAGCUCCUGCCCUUGAUCCCUGUGCUGGAACAGUACAAAACAGAUGCCAAAUUAAUCACCCAAUUCAAGGAAGAAAUCCGGAAUCUGUCUGCUGUCCUCACUGGGAUUCAGGAGGAAAUCGGUGCCUAUGACUACGAGGAACUACAUCAAAGGGUGCUUAGCUUGGAAACCAGACUUCGUGACUGCAUGAAAAAGCUAACAUGUGGCAAAUUGAUGAAAAUCACAGGCCCAAUUACAGUCAAGACAUCUGGAACCAGAUUUGGCGCUUGGAUGACAGAUCCAUUAGCAUCUGAAAAAAAUAACAGAGUCUGGUACAUGGACAGUUAUACUAACAAUAAAAUUGUCCGUGAGUACAAAUCAAUUGCAGACUUUGUCAGUGGGGCUGAAUCAAGGACAUACAACCUCCCUUUCAAAUGGGCAGGAACUAACCAUGUUGUCUACAAUGGCUCACUCUAUUUUAACAAAUAUCAGAGUAAUAUCAUCAUCAAAUACAGCUUUGAUAUGGGGAGAGUGCUUGCCCAAAGAAGCCUGGAGUAUGCUGGUUUUCACAAUGUUUACCCCUACACGUGGGGUGGAUUCUCUGACAUCGACCUAAUGGCUGAUGAAAUUGGGCUGUGGGCUGUGUAUGCAACUAACCAGAAUGCAGGCAAUAUUGUCAUCAGCCAACUCAACCAAGAUACCUUGGAGGUGAUGAAGAGCUGGAGCACUGGCUAUCCCAAGAGAAGUGCAGGGGAAUCUUUCAUGAUCUGUGGGACACUGUAUGUUACCAACUCUCACUUAACUGGAGCCAAGGUGUAUUAUUCCUAUUCCACCAAAACCUCAACAUAUGAGUACACAGACAUUCCCUUUCAUAAUCAAUACUUUCACAUAUCUAUGCUUGACUACAAUGCAAGAGAUAGAGCUCUUUAUGCCUGGAACAAUGGUCACCAGGUCCUGUUCAAUGUCACCCUAUUCCAUAUCAUUAAGACUGAGGAUGACACAUAAGCAAAUGUAAUUUUUUUUCAUUGAUCUAAACGGUGUCAUUUGUGAUAAACUCUACAGAACCCCUUCUGUUUUUUCUUUAUUGUAACUUUCAUCAUUUCUCCAAAGCACUUUUUAUUAUAAAGUUAGUGUUUCAAAAACAGCUGAGCCUGUCUAAAUUAACGUGUUGGAAACACAUCUUAACUCCUAAAUUUACAAGGCCUAUCAUGUCCUUGUCAUGAAAAGCACUAAAAAGAGCUUAAGUGGCUAAAGUCAUGGUUUUGCAAAAGAUUAAUGAUCUGCCUUAUAUUAGAGUCAGAGACUAAU